UCCUCCUCUAUAGGAAACAACCAUCAUUGCUCCAAACAAUCACUUUCAUCCUUACAUAAUCUCUGCUUCUUCUCUUCUUCUUAUUAUUCUCUUUCUCUCUCACUCUCCUUUUCAUCUAUACAUACACAUCCAAAUCUCUAUAUAACCUUUUAAUUCUCUCCUUCCCAAAUCUCUCUCCCUAUAAUCUCACCAAUAAUCAACCAAACAAACCAACAAACACCAAAUAUUUUUUAAGGGUCAAUAAUGGAUCAGUCUUGUUCAAACUCAGUAAACGGAUUCUACUCGUUUCUAAACAGAUCAAUGGAAGAUCUCGAAAGGGUUUAUAUCUCCAACAACUUCAUGUCCUUACAGUUCCUACAGAGAGUCAUCUGUCUUCUAAGAACCUCUCACUCUCAUCUCACACUUCUUGUCCAGAAACUUAACCUCCCUGUCGGUGACAAGUGGCUUGACGACUACAUGGACGAAACUUCCAAGCUUUGGGACGUCUGCCACGUCAUCAAAUCCGCUAUCUCCACCAUCGAAAGCUUUUGCUCCUCCGCUAUCUCCAUCACCUCCACCCUCGACGGCCACUACCACCACCGUCGUCUCCUCUCCCCUCAGAUUUCCCGGCAGGUGAUACGAGCGAUAUCUGGAUGUAGGAGAGAAGCGGUGGGGAUAGAAGAAGAAAACAGAGCAUUAAUGGAGAAUCGUAUUCAAAGGUUUCCUUUUUGGUCGGAGCAAGUUACUACGACGGGGAUGGAGUCUUCCAAGAUACAGAACGGUUUCAGCGGUUUCAGAGGAGUGAUGAACACUAUGAAGAACAUAAACUCGUUACUUCUCGUGAUCUUGAUGCAAGGUCUUGUUUAUUACAUUCCCGGAGACACGACGGUUCCGACGGGGACGAUGAUGAGGUUAAAGCAGAGAGUGGCGGCGGAAAUGGAGAGGAUAGGGGUGAGGAAAGGAAUGAUGAUGUACGAGUAUAGGAGAAGCAAGACGGCGAUGGAGGAGCUUAAGGUGGAGCUGGAACGGCGGUGUUGCGGCGGCGGAGGAGAGGAGGAGGCGGUGGAGAAGGGGUUGAGAGAGAGAAUUGAGAAUUUGAAAGGAAGUGUUGGGAGUUUGAGGAAUGGAACAGAGAGUAUUGUUGCUCAGAUUGAUGAUUUCUUUGAUGAUAUUGUUGAUGGUAGGAAAAUGCUUUUGGAUUAUUGUAGCCACAGGUGAUGAAUUAAAAAUGAGUGUUAUUAGGUUUUAAUUAGAGAUGAAUCAGAUUGUUAAUUAAUGGGAAUCUCCUCUGGUUUUAUUUGAAGUUUUAAAAUAUAUCUAAUCAAAAUAUAUGUUUUAUUACUAUUGUUGUUGUUGUUGUUUAAAUUCAGAACAGAGAG
Arabidopsis thaliana (thale cress) is the source of this 1358-nucleotide messenger RNA. RefSeq names its product BPS1-like protein. The transcript has 2 exons. Lineage: Eukaryota; Viridiplantae; Streptophyta; Magnoliopsida; Brassicales; Brassicaceae. The record is from RefSeq and is marked reviewed. Bases 244 to 1197 code for a protein of 317 amino acids.